Fraxinus pennsylvanica is the source of this 1125-nucleotide messenger RNA. The record is from the annotation of a GenBank genome assembly. NCBI's taxonomy places the organism in Eukaryota, Viridiplantae, Streptophyta, Magnoliopsida, Lamiales, Oleaceae.
AUGAAGCGGUACAGAAAUGGAGAAAUCUGGGAUUUUGAGCAUGAAAGGAUUGCAGUCGGUGGUGCUUUUAUUCGUGAAAAUAGUAUAUAUAACGUUAAUAAGAUGAGUCACAGUGGCCGUAAAGUGAUAUUGGGUAUAGACGGCGGGACUACCUCUACUGUUUGCGUAUGCAUGCCUUUGAUACCCUUCACUCAGCCCCUUCCCGACCCACUGCCGGUACUCGCCCGGGCCGUGGCCGGCUGCUCCAAUCACAACAGCGUUGGAGAAUCUGCCGCUAGGGAUACAUUAGAGCAAGUUAUGGCGGAUGCUCUUUUAAAGUCAGCUUCGACCCGUUCUGCUGUUCAAGCUGUCUGUCUUUCUGUAUCUGGUGUUAACCAUCCCAUAGAUCAGGAUCGUAUACUUAAUUGGCUUAGAGAAAUAUUCCCCAGCCAUGUUAGAUUAUUUGUUCAGAAUGAUGCUGUGGCAGCUUUGGCAAGUGGGACAAUGGGAAAGCUUCAUGGAUGUGUUCUCAUAGCUGGUACAGGUACCAUUGCUUAUGGAUUUACAGAAGAUGGAAGAGAAGCUCGGGCUGCUGGUGCAGGACCCAUUUUAGGUGACUGGGGAAGUGGAUAUGGUAUAGCUGCACAGGCACUGACUGCAGUAAUACGGGCUCACGAUGGUCGUGGUCCACAGACUUCACUUACACUUGGUAUCUUGCAUAAACUCAACCUGUCUUCACCAGAUGAACUUAUCGGGUGGACAUAUGCAGAUCCAUCUUGGGCUCGGAUUGCAGCUCUUGUUCCUGUUGUGGUUUCUAGUGCAGAAGCAGGCGAUCUGGUGGCUAACAAGAUCUUGCAUGAUGCCGUCCAAGAAUUGGCUUCAAGUGUGAAAGCUGUUGUUCAGAGACUGGAUCUAUGUGGUGAAGACGGAAAGGAUUAUUUUCCUCUCGUAAUGGUUGGUGGCGUCCUUGAAGCCAACAGGAGAUGGGACAUUGGUAAUGAGGUAAUGAAUUGCAUCUCAAAUGACUUCCCUGGGGCUCUGCCUAUCCGUCCAAAGGUGGAGCCUGCUGUGGGUGCUGCAUUGCUUGCUUGGCAUUUUUUGAUGAGAGAAUGUCAUGAAGAACGACUUGCGAGUUACUACUCGUAA